Pseudomyrmex gracilis is the source of this 2489-nucleotide messenger RNA. RefSeq names its product F-box only protein 21-like. The transcript is spliced from 12 exons. The record is from RefSeq and is a predicted model, not a curated record. Gene Ontology annotation, molecular function: protein binding; DNA binding. Lineage: Eukaryota; Metazoa; Arthropoda; Insecta; Hymenoptera; Formicidae. The coding region runs from base 16 to 2058 and encodes 680 amino acids.
AUCCGUUACGUUAACAUGAGUGCGUUUUCACAGCCUGACGACGUCAAUCACGUUAUUAUACGGGGAACUCCGCUGUACAGUAAUUCCAACAUGACCGCAAUAACGAGCCUGUCCGACGAUGUGCUCAGCAUGAUCCUGGAACUUGAGAUCAUCAGCAUCGAAGACAUUAUGAGUUUCAGAUGCGCGUGCAACCGUUUUUCCAAGGCGGUCAGCCCCAACAAUUUACUUUGGCGAAAAAAAUUUUUUCAAAGAUGGCCUAAUUUAAAAAGCAAAUACAAUCAUGAGAACAUAAAUUAUGAACAACAUGUUAUAAGGAGCAUACAAUGCAGAAAAAACUUACAUCAGUAUUUGUCUCUGAUGCCAGAGAAAUUUUAUCAUGUAAAGUAUUUAAUCGAUGAGGACAUGAAUGAUUUUAAUUUGUCAUUCUGGUUAGACACAGAAGUGUCUGAAUCAAAUUAUGAUUUUUUAAUGGAUGAAUUAGAUAAUAUAUUUGUACCGUCAUGCAACAAUUUAACGCAAGUCCAUUAUGCCCAAAGUCUUAUGACAUAUAUCAAGCACUCUUAUUUGAGGAGAAAAUGGCAGAAAUUUAUAAAUAAACCUCAGAAACAACAAAUUCUAGAAGAUGCAGUUAGUAUUGUUGAAGACUGGGUGAAGGGAAGACAGAGAAGGGAAGACAGGAAUUGUACAAUUAAUGUUCCAGAAAUGCUUGAUACGAUUGCAGACAAAGUACUGGACAAUCUUAGAAAAGAAUAUCCGAAUCAUUCCAUAUUUUCGGCACCUUCGGAGCUAUUUACCUACUGUAAAUAUAAUAAUAUUGUUGAUAAUUAUUGGGAUAAGAAUGAAGGAAGACAAGUUCUAGAUGCAAUCCGUAAAGUUUUAUACGACGAAUUAGGCUUCAAAGGAGUUCGGAAUCCAGAGAUCUCGUUUGAUGGUACAUCAAGUAUAGAUAACGACAUUUUUUUUGUAGACUAUGUCUUACAAUACAGAUGUGGUCAUUUCAUAUCCUUAGCAGUGAUAUUUAUAGGUGUGGCAAGAAGACUCGGUUUACGCUGCGAGGUAUCAGAUAUACCGUCACAUUUCUUCUUAAAAUGGAAGCCAAAAUACAAUGAAAAUGAAAAUGAAAUAAAUUUAUAUAUUGACUUACUAAAUCGUGGAAACCUUAGAGAUUUCACGGAUUGCCCGAUGAUGCGCAAUGUUACAAGUAUGGACAAAUGUCCCAUGAAAUUUUUUGCACGCGAUAACACAAUCUUUGGAAAGAUAAUAAAACAGACGAUUAUAAAUGUUCUCCGGAUUACUCAAUUAAGGCAAGUUGAAGAAACAUAUGACUUGCUGCAAUUACAGCUCUUAGUAGAACCAACCAAUUCGGACAAACUUGUUCAGCUGCACAGACACUGUUCAACGUACUACUUGAAUUUCAAAGGUUUCUUUGAUACAUUAGAGAGAUUCAAAGAAAUAUUCCACACAAUUGGCGAUAAGGUUGUCGGAACUCCACUUUAUAUCGAAGGUUUAUUUAAUCACAUGGGAAUACAUAAGCUUACGCAUGUACUCGAAAACAAUACAACUACGAUUUCCAAACCGCUUAGAAAUCCAGAGGAAAGACCAAAAGAUAUGAAAUAUGCAGUUGGAAUGCUUGUCUCGUGGGUCAAUACUCCAAAUUUCACAAGCAACACUGGUGUAAUAAUCGGAUGGUAUCUAAACAGCCAAUCUUGGGAACAAUACAAGGGUCCAUAUAAAAUUGAUAUUAUUUUUAAUCAUGAAACUUCAAACAGAUGCUCAUUCCGUCCAAAUAGUUGGCCGUAUUAUAAAGUCCUUUGUAACAAUCAUAGAAAAGAGAUUUACGUUGCUGAAGGAUGUAUAAAACCUUCCGAUCAGUGGAUCUACCACAAAAUUCAUAACGACGAAAUUGGCCGAUAUUUUUGUAGUUUUAAGGGUAGUCAUUACGUGCCAAAUGAAAUACUGGCGAAAGAGUAUCCGUACGAUAGAGAUUAUCUGGUUCAACGUUAUGAAAAAUUAAGGAGGCAUCACACACAUUUUCUGGCUCAUUCUCUUCCGCGAUGAGCAAUGUUCCAAGAUCAAAUUCGCGCGCAGCACAUUCUGCAUAAAUUUUUCGUACGGAUCAGAAAUAUAAAAAAGGAAUAAAAAUAUGUUAACACAUUUAUAAUAUAAUCGUAUAUAUAUAAAGUAAAGUUAAUUUUUUGUAAAAAAUGAUAUUUCUAUUGUUGACCGCGUGAGAAUCGUCUGCAUAAAUGUUCGAACGGUAAAAGCAAAAAAAUAUACUUUCAAAAAUAGUUUUUUUUUUUUUAUUUAUUUAUUUGUUUUUAGUUUUUAUUUUUUAUUUUGUAGUGAUGUACGCAACGUUUAAUUUUCUAAUUAUCUGUCAUAUAUUGUUUUGCAAACAAGAAGAAUACUUUUUGUGACAAUUGAUUAAAAUGUACAGAUAUUUAGUUUGUAUCACAUUUUAUUUUGCAAAACAUUUCCAAAAAUAAAUU